This is a messenger RNA of Sardina pilchardus (European sardine), 3326 nucleotides long. It is a transcript of the gene pgm2, whose product is annotated as phosphoglucomutase 2. Gene Ontology annotation, molecular function: magnesium ion binding; phosphopentomutase activity. The transcript is spliced from 13 exons. Gene Ontology annotation, cellular component: nucleus. The record is from RefSeq and is a predicted model, not a curated record. The coding region runs from base 140 to 1981 and encodes 613 amino acids. NCBI's taxonomy places the organism in Eukaryota, Metazoa, Chordata, Actinopteri, Clupeiformes, Clupeidae. Gene Ontology annotation, biological process: purine ribonucleoside salvage; carbohydrate metabolic process.
CAGUGUCAGUGACAGGACCGACCGGUGAAUGAACUACUCUAACGUUACACGCACAACGUGUGUGAACUGCCUUUCUUGUAUGUCCACUGAAUACCAGUGAGCUAAUCAAUACCAAACAUUUGUAAAGAAAGUAAACGAUAUGGCGAACGAUCUGCCAACCACGGGGAACAUUAGCUUGGACGAUGCUUUAAAACAAUGGCUGCAAUUUGACAAGAACCCAAAGACCAUUGCUGCCGUCAGGGGCCUGCUAAAAGAGGGGGCUGUUUCAGAGCUCCAGACAUGCUUUGGGGCCCGGAUGGAGUUCGGCACGGCUGGCCUGAGGGCCCCCAUGGGACCUGGUGUCUCCCGCAUGAAUGACCUCACCAUCAUCCAGACCACUCAGGGAUUCUGCAGCUAUCUGGAGGGAAGUCUUCCAGACCUGAAGGAGAAGGGCGUAGUAAUAGGGUUCGAUGCCCGCGCUCAUCCCCCAAGUGGUGGCAGUAGCAAGAGGUUUGCCUCUCUCGCUGCUACGGUUUUCAUCAACAGAGGAGUGCCCGUUUACCUGUUUUCUGACAUAACACCCACACCUUUUGUGCCAUUCACCGUGUCUCAUCUCGGUCUUUGUGCUGGCAUCAUGGUGACGGCCUCCCACAACCCCAAGCAGGAUAAUGGCUACAAGGUGUACUGGAAUAAUGGUGCCCAGAUCAUCCCACCCCAUGAUAAGGGAAUCGCCACUGCAAUAGAAAAGAACUUGGAGCCAUGGCCCAAGUCCUGGGACACAGAAGAGGCUAUGAAGAACCCAUUACUAAAAGAUCCUUACCAGGACAUCCACAGCGAGUAUUUCAGUGCAAUACAGAAACACUGCUUUCACAGAGAAAUCAAUGGAAAGUCAGAGGUGAAGAUUGUGCAUACCUCAGUGCAUGGUGUUGGCCACACAUUUGUGCAGGCAGCCUUUAAGGCAUUUGACCUUCAACCUCCAUUUGCAGUUCAGGAGCAAAAGGAUCCAGACCCGGAGUUCCCCACUGUCAAAUACCCCAACCCAGAGGAAGGAGAAGGAGUUUUAACUCUGUCGUUUGCUCUAGCUGACAAGGAGGGUGCCACCGUUGUGCUGGCUAAUGACCCUGAUGCAGAUCGCCUGGCUGUGGCCGAGAAGCAGACAAGUGGCCAGUGGAGAGUUUUUUCAGGGAAUGAGCUGGGAGCUCUUUUGGGCUGGUGGGUUUUUCAGUGCUGGAAGAAACAACAGAAUGCAGACCAAUUGAAAGAGACCGUGAAGGAUGUCUACAUGCUGGCCAGCACAGUUUCCUCUAAGAUUCUACGAGCCAUCGCCAUAAAAGAAGGCUUCCAUUUUGAGGAGACCCUCACCGGAUUUAAAUGGAUGGGGAACAGAGCAAAGGAGCUGCUGGAGCAGGGGAAAACAGUGCUUUUUGCAUUUGAAGAGGCUAUAGGGUAUAUGUGCAGCCCUGCAGUGCUCGAUAAAGAUGGCGUGAGUGCAGCAGCCAUCGCAGGAGAGUUCAUCUCCUACCUGGCAACCCAGAACACCACACUCUCUCAACAGCUCAAGGCUAUCUAUGAGGAGUAUGGUUAUCACAUCACCAAAAACUCUUACUUCAUCUGCCAUGAUCAGAACACUAUUCGUCAGCUUUUUGAGCGGCUGAGAAACUUCAGUGGACCCAAGACAUAUCCUAAGGAAUGUGGAGACGUAUCUGUCACGGCAGUGCGAGACCUGACCACAGGGUUUGACAGUAACCAGCCCAACAACACCGCUGUUCUGCCCACCAGUAAGAGCAGUCAGAUGGUCACGUUCACGUUUGCUAACGGUGGGGUGGCCACCAUCCGCACCAGUGGAACUGAACCCAAGAUCAAAUACUACACUGAGCUGUGUGCUGCUCCAGGGAAUAGUGAUCUGGCACAGCUAAAGGCAGAGCUGGAUAGACUUGUUGAUGCCAUCGUAGAGAACUUCUUCCAGCCCAAGAAGAACAACCUGAUCCCACGGUCAGACUGAGGAUUAAAAGAGCAAAUCACAAAGGACUGUAAUGUUGUUAACAUUGCCCUGCCAUUCUGCUACAUUUACACCACUAAGAAAAUAAAAAAUAAAUAAAAAAAAAUAAUAAUCACAAAAUCACCCACUUUAACAGUACACCAGUGGUUCCCAAACGUUUCAUGCCAUUUGUUGGAGAGACUAGUAAAUGAUCUGUCACUUAUUGGAGACGCAAUGUAAUUCCCCACUAGGCCAUCAGUACUCCAAGAGAUAAAAGCAAUGAGUUUCCUGUGAAUUUGGAUAAAACCCCCGCUCCACAGGUUGGGAACCACUGGAGUGUAGUGAACUCACAUAAUAUAUUGUCCUCUGGACAAUGUUAUUUAUUAUUAAUCAUUUUUUUCUAAUGAUUUGUGAUGAUGCUGGAUUUUCUGUGAAUAAUGAUCUAAUUACUGUUUUAAGUCUUAAAGCAGCCAAAAGAGCCUUUGACCUUUACACUGUAAUUGCAUAAGGGAUCAGUGUUGAACUACCAUACGUGUUAAUAGUGAGCAAUCUCUCAGGCAUGAACGUGAUUGAUGUGCCAGUAGAUCUAGAGCAAGAUUACGGUUGUUCAGGAUUUCAUUACUUGCUGACUUGAUAUGAUUGAGAUACGCUUAAGUAUGCUUUUAUUUUGCGUUUUGAGAUUGAUUCUUGGGCUCAGGUGUCAAUGAUUUUUGAUCACUAGUAGUAUUCUGUGGUAUGUAUAGAUAUGUGCUUUUGUUUAUGGAAUGUUUUUUUUAUUAUUACUGGUAUGGCUUGAUGUAUUCCAGACCAAUACAUCAUGUGUUUCAGAUCAAGUUCAUCCCAUACAUAUACUCCCAAGAAUCUAAAACAUGGUGUCUUAAAUCAUGAAAUGGCCUUUCCAGAAAGUAGCCCAAGUGUGUGUCCAUGUUCCUCUAAGGAUGAAGACUGAUAUUCCAGAAAUUCCAAAAAUGUUCAUUGCCCAGUCAACUGGUGGACUCAACGUGUGAUCUGUUAGCAUUAUACUAUGUACUUUUCAUCCUCACAGCAAUGCAUAGUGAAACAGCUAUAGUCAAGUGAUACUGGACAGUGUUGUACUGUAAUCAUCUGGACCUCAAGGACCAGAAAAAUAGCUCCACCUAGUGGCAAUUUUAUUCAUGUGUGAAAUCAACAGGUGCUAGAUCAAUGGGCCUACAGGCCGACCACAGUGCAUAAUGCUAGUAACCCCAUAAGUUAAUUUAAUUGCUUGGAGCAACUGAACUGCUAACCAAAAAUUACAACAACUUUUAGCCCAUUAGGAUUUAGGCUAACUAACUCUGCAUACUGCGCACUGCAACCUUGGCCAAUAAACACGAUUAACAAGAGUGCCCUU